UUCAGUUCGUAGUAUAAUGCAUGUUGCCAUCAUAACAAAUCAAAUGAACUAAAACAUAUUACAUAUUAACAACUUUGUCCAAUUUUCCACCAGAAACCAACAUCGAAGUAGAAUAGUGAACGUUUUUUCUGCUCCAAAAGAUGAUAACAGACACAAAAAAACGCAUGCAUCAUAUUUAAACCGAUAAUUCAUGGAAAUGAUUAAAGCGGUUCUUAUAGCAAUAAUUGUAGGAGUUACUAUUUGGUCGACACAAGCAAAUAACUCGAAGGAAUCAGAAUGCAGAGAGGAAUUAGAACAAGAAUUGCACGAGUAUGUCAAAUUGGAUGGUUGGCAGAAACUUUUCACACAACAUUUUAAGUUUAUUGUUAAUGAGAAUGGUGAAGUCUUAAGUGAAAGAAAACGACUGAAGUUUAAUACAAUUAUACACAAUGCAAUUUAUGGGUGCAAUCAUGAACGUGACGACGAAGUAGACGAUUGCCCAAAUAUUUAUCAUGGAAGUAUAAGGUCGUGUAAGCAUGGAAAAAAUAUCAGAUCCGCCAUGUUUCGAGCAGCAAGAUGCAGUUUUGUCGAAUUGUCCGUCAAGCAUAUAGUUCUCAGUGAUGCUUUGUUAAACUCAUAUCCAUUAAACAAGUUUAACAAAAUUCCUGCCGUUGUUGACAAACCAAUUAGAGAAUUCGGUGAAACUGUUGUCAAUAUGCUGACUAUACUUUCUCACGGUGAAACAGGUGGUCUUGGCGAAUUGAUGGCUUUGAAUUUAUACUUGAACAAUGUAUAUGAUACAGUCUUCCUACAAAAGAUACCAGUGGAACCAGUGACGUCAUCGGUUGAUGUGAAAAUUGCUAGGAAACACAUGGGAGACGUCCACAUGAUGCUUUUAGAUAAAUUUUACACUUAUUGGGACACUUGGUGUAGCGACAAGGACAUAGUGACUCAGUAUCGAUUAAAGUACAAAAACGACGAGUUCAUAGUAAUUUUAGACGAAAUGAACAAGAACAUCGCAGAUGCUGAAGAAUUGAUGCGGAGUUUAAACGUAUCCGAUAACGUAGUGGAUUUAGAUUUUGAUCCGAAGAGGAUUGCACUAACAGAUUUUGUGAACCAUCUAGUUUCAAAUAUACCCAUGCCGAAUGAGCUCUUGAUCGACUUGAAAUUAAAAGCAUUUGAGGCAUCAUUUGAAUUUAACCCUCAAGCUAUGUACGCAUACCAUAAGUCCGUGUUCAGGACAAUAUACAUUUGUUUUUACUGGACGACAAUAACUCACUUAAAACUAGGUAUUCAGUUUAUAGACGAAAUGGAAAUCCAUGAAAAUGUGACGAAAUACCGAAUGAAUUUUAUAGUUGACUUUAUCAAAUAUUUACGACCACUAACAGUGUUUAAUAUUCACCAAACUCAGUUUCCAUUAAAAUUGUCGACGGAGGCUUCGGGCAACUUGACCAGUUUGCUUUCCUUUUUGUUGAAGUUUUUUGAUAAUUUAAGAAAUUCAAAUUUCAAAGACGUGAUUUUACUAUCGAGACUAGAAAUUCAGAAAUUUGUAAGUUUAUUAAGUGCCGACAUGGAGACCAUGUUAAAUAUGAAAGCACCGGAAAAUUAUUAUUUUGAUACUAUAAGUUACGAAAAAACAUUAAAAUUAAUGAAAUCAAACUACCGAGUAUUUGCUCGUUUAGUUUUAGCAACAGGUGGUUUUAAAGAAGAUCGAAUAAAUUUGAUUAAAUUAAAGAAAUUUUUCUUCUUUUUGUCUGAAGCCGUCGAGUUUGACGAUAUUUCAUAAUUGUAACAUUUGCUGUUGAAUUAUAAUAAUAUGACGUAAAAUUUUGUUUGUAAAUAUAUAUUUUGUAAACUGUUAUUUAAAUGAAUUGCCUAGUUUUAUCAACGUAUAGGUACAUUUAUUUUGAGUAUGUAUCGUUAUACUUAACAACUAAAUAUGAUUACCUAUGUAUUUAUUAAGACUAUAUUAUAUUUUAUUUACGUAAGUAUAAGUAAUUGCUAUUAAGACUUUAAUGUUAAUAAAAAUAUAAUUAGUUUAUUAUACAUUUUAAAAUCACUUAUUAAUUGUUAGUAAUUUAUUGUUAAAUGCUAUAUUUAUGAUUUAUUUGUUUUUAUCUUUCUAGUAAUAGAAUGAUAUUAUUGUUUGGAUUUACAUUCAUACCAUUUUAGAAUCUAUACACUAUUUAAAUAAACAUUCGAUAUUGAUGACGAUGCAACGUUUAUUACACGUGCAUAAUAUAUAGUUAUAUGGUCUUAUAGCAUGUAAAUAUACGUAGGUAUACGGGUUUAUAGCAUAAUAUUAUACUGUGCAUCAUGCCUCAUAAUAUAAUUUCCCAUGUCCUAAUUUCCUAUAUGGCUAAUAGAAUAUUUCAGUUGAAGAAAAGCCAUAUUUAAACUGCAGUUGUAUAAACCACCAUAUAUUGGAAAACGUAUUAAAAAUAGAUGAAUAUAAAAAUGAAAACGAAAAGAAAAGAAAAUCUAAUCGCAUUUCCAUCCAUCGAGUACGCUAUCCGUCAUAUUAAACCUGCAGCAGCUCCAUAUAUAUACCGAGGCAGGAUAAAAAUAACAAUAACCGCGGAACCCUAUUCCCUGCAGGACCCUCUGGACCGCGCCUCAAUCCAUCACAGAGAUAAUACAAAAACAACGGCCGCAAAAGCCCUGUCGUCGCUAAUUCAAUCCGGUCUGCCGGUCACCCACACUCGGCUACCUAAUGGCUUCGGAGCGGCAGGAAACGACGAGAACAUUGGAAGUGCCCUGCACGUGUAUCGACGGCCAACCGGAUGUAUAUAAUAUUGACUUCAACGCGGGUAUCUACACCGCGAUAUAUAUGUACGUAUAGGUAUUAUCGUUAUAUUAUAAUAAUAUGGUCCCAGUGUGCAUAAAUUAUAAUUAGAUGCGGGACGUUCGGUGGUUAUGACGUAAAGCUUUUUAGUAGGAUAUAAUGUAGCUGCUAUUUCGAUAUUACAUUAUAUCCAUCAUGUCAUAGCUAGAGAAAUUAAAUUUUCUGACCGCCUUUGUUGAUAUUUUAUAGUGUAUAGGUACUAUAAUAAUUAUGUAUAUAAUGGUAUUUGUAUUAUUUUCGAAUCAAACAAUAAACCAAUCAGUCCUACCGCGGACAAUUCGAGUUGCGCAUAGACCUGCGUAGGUACUACAUAAUAUGACGUGCGCGUAAGAAUAGUCAGACAGAACACGUUUUAAGUAUACACUUUAUCAAUUUCAGCAAUAAUUAUUCAAACAGUAGUGUAUCAAUACAACCAUAAUGCGUAGUAGAAAUUCAAUAUCGACAAAGUGUUUUAUGUAUGACUUUUAUUAAUAGGUGUUCAAAUGUAAUACUGUUUUAUUAUUGGUGAAAAUAAUAUAAAUAAGUAACUAUGAUAUAAAGUUAUAUUCAAAAAAUACGAAUAAUUUUGAAUUGUUCUAAUAUUUGUUUUUCUCUUUUACAAUAAAUUGACAAACGUGCAAAGAGCAAAUUAUUAAUUUUUUUAUUUUGUUGUUUCAUUUACUCAUUUUUAAAUUACUUAGAUAAAAUGUACCGUAGAAAUGUAAAUAACAUCUGUAAUUUCUUUCAAAUAAAAAAAAACUUUUUGUGUCUCCAAAUCCAAUUAUUAUUAUAUAUUUAUAGGACUGCUUUCCACUUAGGGAAAUCGAAUUUUUUCGUUGGCAAAGUUCGGUUUGUCCCGAAGGGAGAAAGUUCGAUAACAAUAGGCGUGGCAUCGACGAUAAGGGAAGACAAAAGGCUCCGGAGAUACUAUAUUAUGGAAAACAGCGGUAGUCCGAAUAUGUCGAGGUUUCAUUAAUCACCGAAUCCAUCAGACAAUUGCCAAAAAAUAAUAAUAGUUACACAUUCCAAGUUAGGCAAAUUUGGGUAAUAGCACAAUGUCGUUUAACA
This is a messenger RNA of Metopolophium dirhodum (rose-grain aphid), 3871 nucleotides long. RefSeq lists its product as uncharacterized. The record is from RefSeq and is a predicted model, not a curated record. The transcript has 5 exons. Bases 191 to 1765 code for a protein of 524 amino acids. NCBI's taxonomy places the organism in Eukaryota, Metazoa, Arthropoda, Insecta, Hemiptera, Aphididae.